AUGAGUGAAAAAGCAAAUAUUGUUAUGAGUGACGAACAACUCAUUCAAUUAAUUGAAGCGCUAGGACGAACAUCGCAAGUUAAUACUGAAGAAAGUUUUGAACGUUUAGCACAAUCAUUUGCAUCUUUAUCUACCGCAGACAAUAUGCAGCGAGGAAGUUUUGUAAAAUGUACGGCGAGAUUUAACGGCGUUCGUCAGUACGAACAAGUUGAAGAAUUCAUCAAUACAAUUUCGAUUUUCAAAAAAAUCGAAAAUAUCUCUGACACUGAUGCAUUAGACGGUCUGGGACUGCUUCUAAUGGGACAAGCUUCGAUAUGGUGGCAAGGUGUGAAAACUGAAGCGGACACAUGGGAAACUGCAUUAAAAUUAAUACGGCAAACCUACGCUCCAAAAAAACAACCACAUGAAAUUUAUACCGAAAUAUUUGCAUCCCGACAAGGCGCUAAAGAAUCCAUAGACUCAUUUCUGUGCUCUAAAAGAGCCCUUUUUGCUCAACUGCCUGAUAAGCGGCAUAACGAAGAGGAACAGUUGGAUUUAGUGUUUGGGCUACUUAAUACAAAAUUGAAGCGAAAUAUACAACGGUCGGAUGUAACAACAUUUAGCGAACUUUUAUCUAAAGGUCGCCAUUUUGAAAUUUUUGACAAAGAAGAGGACUUUAGGAAAAUAAUUCCAAAAAAGGUGUUCUUUUUUGCUCAAAACGGGGACACACGCAAGAUGAAUGUCGGAAAAUGUUGGCCGAAAAAAAAGACAGCAGCGAGGAUUACAAAAUAA
Messenger RNA from Leptosia nina, 771 nucleotides. Lineage: Eukaryota; Metazoa; Arthropoda; Insecta; Lepidoptera; Pieridae. The record is from the annotation of a GenBank genome assembly.